Molecule: messenger RNA, 3570 nt
Organism: Notolabrus celidotus (New Zealand spotty)
Lineage: Eukaryota; Metazoa; Chordata; Actinopteri; Labriformes; Labridae
Gene: gtf3c3
Product: general transcription factor IIIC, polypeptide 3
Exons: 19
Coding region: 127-3168 (1013 amino acids)
Biological process (GO): transcription by RNA polymerase III
Cellular component (GO): transcription factor TFIIIC complex
Molecular function (GO): protein binding
Source: RefSeq, a predicted model, not a curated record
GACUCCUCUGUUUGUUUGUGACCAGGAGUAGAGUAAAGGCAGGGUGCAGUGCAUGCAGGGAGGAGACAUCUGGCUGCAGGGAGGAGGCUCAGCUGAUUGCAGACAGAGAGGACAGUGAGGAAGAAGAUGAUGGACGCUGCUGAGGAAGACGUAGAGAAUAUAGGUCAGGGACUCUAUAGGAGAAAGAAAGAAGGCAGAUGGAGAGGGAGUCAACUUCGACCGGGGAGACACAAUAAGAGGAUACAGAAGAUGUCGGCUUUCAGCGCUGAGUUGAUAGACUACCUAGAGGGGAGGAUAACUUUUGAGGAGUUUGACAAGCGGAGAGAUGAGAACAAACCAAAGGGGUCUGAGGAGGUGGCUGAAGAGGUGGAAGGAGAGCCUCAGCCCUCUACAUCUGCACAGAUCCCUGUGAUCAAAGAGGAGGGAGUCAGCGCAGGAGUCCAGCUGGCCUUCGCCUCCAUGCUAAGUGAAACGCCCCAACCACCGUCUUCAGAAGAAGAGGAAGAAGAAGAGGAAGAGGAGGAAGAAGAAGAAGAAGAAGAAGCAGAGGAGGACAGCUUGAGCUAUGUUGACGAUGAAGACGAUGAGGACUAUAAGGUGGAAGAAGAAGAAAAGGGCAGCAAGGUGGCGGCGGCUGCAGCGGCGGCGAUGGUUGAGGUGGACGAGCCGGAGAAGAGGCGGAGGCGACGUGGGAAAGGAGGCAGAGGGAGGGGACGCAGGAGGAGAAGACAUGAGGAGGAGGAUGAAGAUGAUGAUGAGGACGUGACGGUGGGGGACGUGUUUGCGCUGGAGAUGGAGCUGAACCGAGAAAACAAGAAGAUGAUGAAGGAGCGGCGACAUCGCAGCAAGCUUCCCCGAGCUCUGAGAGGCCUGAUGGGAGAAGCAAACAUCCGCUACGCCCGAGGAGAGAAAGAGGACGCCAUCUUGAUGUGCAUGGAGAUCAUAAGGCAGGCUCCUCUGGCCUUCGAGCCUUUCUCCACGUUGGCGAUGAUCUACGAGGACAACGAGGACGUGGAGAAAGCGCUGCAGUUCGGUCUGAUCGCCGCUCACCUGAACCCGUCGGACUGCGAGGAGUGGAUCCGACUGGCUGAGAUGUCUCUGGAGCAGGACAACAUCCGACAGGCCAUCGUCUGCUACACAAAGGCCAUCAAGUACGACCCCACCAACGUGCGCUACCUGUGGGAGCGCUCCAGCCUGCACAUGCGUCUGGGCGAGCACAAACAGUGCAUGGACGGAUACAGAAGGAUCCUGUCGCUGCUGCCCAUGGAGGAAGGAGAGCACUUCAUGCAGCUCUCAAAGGACAUGGCCAAGAGCUACUACGAGAGCAACGACUUGGCUUCAGCUCUGGGUGUGAUAGAGGACGCUCUGGCUCGACACCCCGACCUGGUCAGCGAUGAUUUCAUCAACAUGGCGGCUGAGCUCUACAUCGCCAAUCGUCAAUACAACAAGGCCCUGGAGGUCUUGGUGAAGUUCGCAGGUGUCAUCUUAGUUCGAGAAGGACCUGAACAAGACGCUCCUGUUCCAGCACAAGAAGAAGAAGAAAAGGCAGAGGCGACGUCGAAGACAGAGGAGCAGGAGAAGAAGGAUGAAGAAAGCAGUGAAUCAAAGAGUGUUGAAGAACCAGCAGAAGAGAAGGAAGGUAAAAUCAAGGAUGUAGAAGUACCCGACAGCGUUCCAGUAGACCUGAGAGCCAAGUUAAUGGUCUGCCUCAUUCACCUGCACAUCCUCACACCUCUGGAGGGCCUGGUGUCAACUCUGAUGGAGCAGAGCCCAGAGGAGAUCGGCGACUUGUACCUGGAUGUGGGUGAAGCCUACCUGGAGGAGGGCGAGUACAUGGCCGCACUGCCCCUGCUGUCUGCUCUCGUCAUAUCUGAGAAGUACAACCUGGCUGUCGUCUGGCUCCGACACGCAGAGUGUCUGAAGGCGCUGGGUCACAUGGUGGUGGCAGCAGAAAGCUACACUAAGGUGGUGGAGAUGGCUCCGCAGCACCUGGAGGCCCGGCUCUCCCUGGCCACCCUACUGCAGCAGCUGGGUCGGCCUGAGUGCGCCCUGAAAGCCCUGGAGUCCAUGUAUGACAGCGACACACUGGCUCAGGAUUCAUCAGCUGCACAGAAGGAAUUAAAGCUGCUGCUCCAUCGCUCCACCCUGCUGAAGACUCAGGGGAAGACAGAGGGCUACCUGGAUGCUAUGAUCAAUAUGAUCUCCAUGCUCCUCAAGGUGGCCAUGCAGCGAGCUAAGGUGUGUGUGCGUUCUGUCACCGUGUCAGGGGAGAGUCACCUGAGGCUGGUGAAAGUUAAGGACGCGGUGCCAGAGAUUGACGACCACGAAGCUGCCUAUCUGGAUAACACAGGUAAAACCAACGUCCUCUCCAAAGAGGACUGGUGGCAGCUGCUGGUGAGCUGCGUGCUGACGCUCUCCGAGGAGAAGCGCUACGAGGAGGCCGAGCUGCUGGUGGAGUCGGCCAUGGAGUUCUUCUCCUUCUACGACAACAAGCCCAAGAGGAAGGAGAUGGAGUUCUUCGGGCUGUCGGCCACCAUCCUGGACCGCAACUACUACAAGGCCUACAACUACAUCAGAUUGAUGCUGAUGGAGAACGUGGAUCUGCCUCAGCUCUGGAACAUAUUCAACCAGUUGACGAUAACCUCCCACCACCAGCGGCAUCAUCGCUUCUGCCUGCGUCUGCUGUUAAAGCAUCCCGAAAACCACGCCCUGUGUGUCCUCUGUGGACACAACGCCAUGGUGUCAGGGAGCUUCAAGCAUGCUCUGGGUCAGUAUGUUCAGGCCUUCCAGACUCACCCUGAGAACCCGCUCUACAGCCUGUGUGUGGGUCUCACCUUCUUCCACAUGGCCUCCCAGAAGUACACCGCCAAACGACACACGCUGGUGUUGCAGGGUUUCUCCUUCCUGUGGCGGUACGUGGAGCAGCGUGGAGAGUGUCAGGAGACCAUGUACAACCUGGGCCGAGCGCUGCACCAGAUGGGCCUCACACACCUGGCCAUACAUUAUUAUCAGAAGGCUCUCACACUGCCGGGACAGACUCUGGAGGGUAUCCCAGAUGAUCAGGUGGAUCUGAGACGGGAGAUCGCCUUCAACCUCUCCCUCAUCUACCAGGCCAGCGGGAACAUGGAGAUGGCCCGGCAGCUCAUCAACACACACUGCAUUAUCUGAAAACGCACAUGAAUGCCUUAUCAAGACUUUGAGAUUCAGAAACCUGUGAUUGAUUUGGCCUGAAGUCCACACGUAGCAGAGCUUUAGAUCCCUGAAAACUGAGGCUUUGAGAAUCACCUUCCAAGGUGGAGAUUUUGAGAACCUCAUAAGGACAGCAGGAUUGAACAUUUCAGCAAACACUGAAGUUAUUACCUCAACGUGUGCAUGGCAAUUGUUGGUUGUAUGUAAUGCACAUGUAAUAGGAUGCCAGGCUACGGCCAAGGGAGGUCAAUACAAGAUGUAUCGACUCUCUUGGCCUGUACAAAGUGUGUAUAUGUUUUUAUAAAUUUAGUUUGCCAUGUGUUUGUCAAUAAAAUAAAUAGUUUAGAAAAUAAAAAAACAAAAAAUAACAAUUUAAUAACA